Eremothecium cymbalariae DBVPG#7215 is the source of this 2391-nucleotide messenger RNA. RefSeq names its product bifunctional aminoimidazole ribotide synthase/glycinamide ribotide synthase (gene ADE57). Gene Ontology annotation, molecular function: phosphoribosylformylglycinamidine cyclo-ligase activity; ATP binding; metal ion binding. NCBI's taxonomy places the organism in Eukaryota, Fungi, Ascomycota, Saccharomycetes, Saccharomycetales, Saccharomycetaceae. The record is from RefSeq and is a predicted model, not a curated record. The coding region runs from base 1 to 2391 and encodes 796 amino acids. Gene Ontology annotation, cellular component: cytosol. Gene Ontology annotation, biological process: adenine biosynthetic process; 'de novo' IMP biosynthetic process. The transcript has a single exon.
AUGUCGUUAAACAUUCUGCUUUUAGGCAAUGGCGGAAGAGAACAUGCUUUGACAUGGAAGCUAGCUCAAUCACCAUCGGUGUCUAAAAUCUAUGUUGCUCCAGGUAAUGGGGGCACAAGUAUUAUGGGUGGUAAGGUCAUCAAUGUUCCAGAUUUGGGUGUUUCGAAGUCGCAUUUUGAUGCUCUAAGACAGUUUGCGUUGGAGAAGGAUAUUUCUCUUGUUGUACCAGGUCCAGAGCAACCAUUAGUUGAUGGCGUUUCUGAAAUAUUCAACAGCGUGGGAAUUCCUGUUUUUGGACCUUCGGGUAAGGCGUCUAUAUUUGAGGGUUCAAAGGUGUUCUCUAAGGAUUUCAUGGCUAAACAUAAUAUACCUACUGCUCGUUAUGCUAACUUUAACAAGUACGAAGAUGCCAGAUUAUAUUUGGAACAUGUGGACUACAAAGUCGUAUUAAAAGCAGAUGGUAUUGCUGCGGGAAAGGGUGUUUUGAUUCCAGAUACGCAAGAGGAGGCACAGGAGGCAUUACGGAUUAUUAUGGUCGACAAGCAAUUUGGAGAUGCCGGCAACUCCGUAGUUAUUGAAGAGUUUUUAGAAGGAGACGAGAUUUCUAUAUUGACAUUAUCCGAUGGUUAUUCCUACUACAACAUGCCGCCAGCUCAAGACCACAAGCGAAUUGGUGAGAACGAUAUUGGUUUGAACACCGGUGGUAUGGGUACGUAUGCGCCAGCUCCAGUGGGCACUCCCGAAUUGUUAAAGCAGAUUGAUAAACAAAUUAUCAAACCAUCUAUUGACGGUAUGAGACAGGACCGUUUACCUUUUGUAGGUGUUUUGUUUACAGGUAUCAUUAUUACGAAAGACGGCCCUAAAGUUUUGGAAUACAAUGUAAGGUUUGGUGAUCCAGAAACCCAAUCUGUCUUGUUGCUAUUAUCUGAUGAAACAGACCUUGCUGAGGUCUUUUUAGCUGCUGCUCAACACAGGUUGGAUUCUGUUAAGAUCGGUAUCAAUGAAAAUACAUUUGCAACAACUGUUGUGUUAGCAGCUGGUGGUUAUCCUGAAUCUUAUAAUAAAGGUGACGAAAUUGUAAUUAACACUGAAAAUUUGCCACAAGGCUCUCAUGUCUUUCAUGCUGGUACAAAACUAGAUAAUGAUAGAAUAUUGACUGCAGGAGGCAGGGUCAUUGCUGCUUCCGCUGUUGCCUCUACUUUGAGGGGAGCUGUGGAUAAAGCCUAUCAGGCGGUUGACUGUAUUCAAUUCAAUAAUAGAUACUUCAGGAAAGAUAUAGCUCAUCGAGCCUUUAAAGAACAAAAUAUUGCGUCUUCAAAAUCCAUUACUUAUGCUGAUGCUGGUGUUUCUGUUGAUAACGGAAACCUUCUUGUGGAAACAAUCAAAGAGAAGGUAAAGUCGACCAGCAGACCUGGUACCGACGCCGAUAUCGGUGGAUUUGGCGGUUUGUUUGAUUUAAAACGCGCGGGUUAUGAUAUCAAUGACACUUUGCUAGUUGCUGCUACUGAUGGUGUGGGUACGAAAUUGAUGAUUGCUCAAGAAACCAACAUCCAUAAUACUGUUGGUAUCGACCUGGUCGCCAUGAAUGUUAACGAUCUAGUUGUUCAGGGCGCAGAACCUUUGUUCUUCUUGGAUUACUUUGCCACUGGAAACUUGGAUAUUCAAACUGCAGCUGAUUUUGUUUCUGGUGUUGCUGAUGGUUGUAUUCAAGCUGGUUGUGCCUUGGUUGGAGGUGAGACUUCUGAAAUGCCUGGUAUGUAUCCAGACGGUCAUUAUGACACCAAUGGUACUGCAGUUGGCGCUGUGAAAAAGGGAAGUGUCUUACCUAAAAUAUGUGACAUGGCUACUGGUGAUGUUUUGCUUGGUUUGGCCUCAGAUGGUAUUCAUUCCAAUGGGUUUUCCUUGGUCAGGAAAAUAAUUGAACAUCAAGGUUUAUCGUGGGAUGUACCGUGUCCAUGGGACAAUAAUGUAACUUUAGGCCAGGCUGUUUUAGUCCCUACGAGAAUAUAUGUUAAACAACUGAUGUCUCCAAUUAAAGAGAAUUUGUUAUUGGGUUUGGCGCAUAUUACUGGUGGUGGUUUAGUUGAGAAUAUUCCGCGUGCUUUGCCAAAACACCUACGAGCAAUAGUGGAUAAUUCAACUUGGACGGUUCCUCCCGUUUUUAAGUGGUUUUCUAAGGCUGGUAAUGUGCCUGUUGAAGAUAUCCUCAAAACAUUUAAUAUGGGUAUUGGAAUGGUUGCUAUCGUUAAAAAGGAAAACGUUGAUAGAGUUAAACAACUAUUGCAACAAGCUGGAGAAACAGUCUAUGAAAUCGGUUACUUGACUGAAAGACCUAAAGAUGCCCCAGGUUGUAUUGUUGAAAACACCUUCAAUUCCUUACAGACCAUGUAA